GAAUUUAAAUCACGAUUUGCUAUCAAAGAUGCUGACGGCGAACACGAGUUUUGCUCUGGAAUAUUACCACCGGAGACAUACAAAUCAAAAGGUUCACGUAUCGACUUGUUUUAUCGACGUCUUGAUUUUUCGGGAUACCUGUAUUCGUAUGGCAAAAUAAGAGAGCGAAUUGAAGGAUUUCGGAUACAUUAUAAAAUAACAAAUCAUUCAUUUCAAAGGUAUACAACUGAGAUUACAGGAUCUGAAUCAGAAUCAUCAGCUUGCUCAGGGCUUUUCAGAAAAUGCUAUACAGUAUUCUCUGAAGAGGUCUCAUGGGAUAUUGCAAACAGCAAAUGCCGUAAGCGCAGUGAACAUCUUGUUACUAUUGCAUCAAGAAAGGAAAUGAAUUACCUACAAUACUUACUACGAAAUGCGUCAUAUUACAUGUAUCCGUGGC
Messenger RNA from Ruditapes philippinarum (Manila clam), 436 nucleotides. RefSeq lists its product as uncharacterized. Lineage: Eukaryota; Metazoa; Mollusca; Bivalvia; Venerida; Veneridae. The record is from RefSeq and is a predicted model, not a curated record.